AUGCCCUCCCUGCAGGCAUUUCCCGCCAUCACCAAGGACGAAUUUUCGGAAGCGUGCAAGGCGCUGGAGCGUCGGAGUGCGGACAGGAUUAGUGACACGGACUGGCUGAGCGUAAAGUGGAGUGGGGAGGAAUUGCUAAUCAGGCAGAGACGGAAUAUCACUACCUCACUCCACAAUGGGAAUCGUAGGCUCGCUGGCGAUCGGAGCACGAAUUCAGGAGAGGUGGUAGACAGGGAAGACCUCGAGAACAUGGUCGAGGAUGAAGUGGAAGAUUCUUCAAUCAAAGAUACUACCUGCCUAAUUGUGGACUUUUCCAUCAUCUUGUCGCCAACCUAUUGCGUCCCCGUCCUGUGGUUUUCAUGCCGUCACGGACUGGAGAAACGGCCGAUAGCCCUCGAUCAGGUCUACGAGCAGCUGGUACCGCAGCCUUCAUGCGCUCCCUUGCGUGGCGUAGGUGUCCUGGGAGGCAUUAGCGUGGCACAUCACCCAGUGUCAGAUCUGCCAUCUUUCUUCCUGCAUCCUUGCAAUACGCAAGAUGCACUCUCGGUCUUGGAGCCGAGCGGGACGCUCACACCAGAGGAGUACCUGAGCCUUUGGCUCGGGCUGAUCGGGUCGGCUGUGGGCCUGCAUAUCCCUAGUAAGCUUUUGAGCGCUUAG
This is a messenger RNA of Cladophialophora yegresii CBS 114405, 657 nucleotides long. RefSeq lists its product as uncharacterized. Gene Ontology annotation, molecular function: Atg12 transferase activity. Gene Ontology annotation, biological process: protein modification by small protein conjugation; protein lipidation; macroautophagy. The transcript has 3 exons. The coding region runs from base 1 to 657 and encodes 218 amino acids. The record is from RefSeq and is a predicted model, not a curated record. Gene Ontology annotation, cellular component: intracellular anatomical structure. Lineage: Eukaryota; Fungi; Ascomycota; Eurotiomycetes; Chaetothyriales; Herpotrichiellaceae.